Paramisgurnus dabryanus is the source of this 1222-nucleotide messenger RNA. RefSeq lists its product as uncharacterized. NCBI's taxonomy places the organism in Eukaryota, Metazoa, Chordata, Actinopteri, Cypriniformes, Cobitidae. The record is from RefSeq and is a predicted model, not a curated record.
CACACACUCACACGCUGCAGUUAUUCAGGGGCACAGCGUGGAGGCUGCACACACACACACCAGCACCUUUGGGGCAACAUGGCAAGGAUACCUCACCGCUGUGUGACGAUAUCAGCGUGCUUGGCAGGAGCUCUCCUACUGCUGCCGCUCUGCUGGGGUGUCGAGGAUGAGGAGUAUGACUAUGAUUCUACACAAUUUCCAGAUUACAAUGAAACAUUCGAGUUCAGUUUCUUUAGCAAUGCAAGCAGGGAAGAACUAGAAAACAUUACUAGAUUACUGUUUGGAGUAGAGACAGACACUGGAGAAGACAGCAGCAAGAGAGAAACAGAUGAAAAUGUGCUAAAAGAAAAGCCAACCAAACCCACUGUCCCUAUGAAUCAGGCAUCUAGAUCAGCACCUGUACGUUUUAUUACUCUGCUCAUGAUGGUUUAUCAACUGCUCAGACUACUAUAGAAGACACACAGCACCUUACAGAACAUCAGAACAGAAGUCUUCGCGGAGGAAGAGCAGAUGGACAGAUAACCUGGAUGUUCAGAACAGACCGACAAGUAGACACACAUAAAGAACUUAAGGACCGAAGUGGACAACAUCCAUGACAAACUCACAAUGGCACAAGCUGUUAAAGGAAAGACACACUGUUUCGGCUUUAAUAAAGUAAAUAUAGAGCACAGAGGUCACAGGUCGCAUAGGCUGGAUCAGUGCAAUGGAGCAUAUGAGUAUAAAUGUAGGGCUAAACUAAAUGACCAAUUGUUUUGUGCCUGUUUUGAUUCACAGAUUCAGAGCCUGGGGGUAAAAAAGCCCCCGUAAAAUGUCAUGUAAAAACAAUCAAAUGAGUGGACAUUAAUUGUACACAAUGUAAAGUUUUCUUAUGCCAAUUUUGUCUUUAAGCUUCAUGCUUUACAAUAGUUUGCCCUUGAUUAAUUCUAUGCUUAAAUCCAGACCAUGUACGUGCAGAAACACAUCAUUUCAAUGCAAGUUUUUCUAGUCUUAAAGCAUAUUCAGUAUCAUGACCUUCCACAUAGGCACUUUUUUACUCCUGCACUUCUCAGCCUCACUGCUUCCUCAGUAAUCUUACUAUUAAUGACAGCAGCAGAUGUUUAAUUUUCUAAUGGAUUUAUUCAUUUUGAAUUAUGGUGCUCUACACCAAAAUGCACAAAUUUGUGAGCCAACAUUUUUUAUAUGUUGUUAUAGAUACGGAAUAAAUAUUUUUUCAUGUAAUACA